GGAUGCUGCAGAUACAAAGUUUCAAUCCGUCAGAUCCCACGGUUGACGUGUCAUACUUGCAUCGUUUCAGCAUGAUGCGUGGAGAGUCGAGACGUGUACCUCCCGGCCGUGGAUCUAUUGACUGGCCCAGGCUAACAGUUCGAUCCGAACUGAAUCCUUCGUCACAUUUAUCAACCUAUGCGUUGGCUCUUUCGAUCCGAAACCCGCCAAAGAUCGAACCGCGAGAUCGUGACCAACGCGGAGAUUCAAGGCCACCUCUGGUCGCGUGGCCCGGGAAUUCAUUCCCAUUCGCCAGAUAUCCGUCACUCUUGGCCCAAUACUAAUCCCCGUAUCUACGAUGUGAUCUAGCUAACAAUGCUAUUCGAUAUAUGUGAUGAAAAUCGCGAAUUAUUUGGAUUUUGUUGGCAGGAUAGCUCAAAGGAAUUCCCGUUGCGUUCCCCUUAGCUGACAUAUCUGCAGGGUUAGGACGUAAGGCAGAGGGAUUCUGCCGUCUCCCAGUGCAGUUUUCACAGUUUCGAUCCUGAUAUCCGCAGAAGGUCAAUCAAGCCUAACGCAAUUGGCUGAUAUCGGCCCAGCAACACGCUUCGAACCGUGUAAUUCGCUUUGCGUCAAAAGGGUUUACUUUUGCACGAGUGAGAGGAAUUUUCUCGUUCACCUGAUGGCCUUGGUAAAAAUGUUGAUGGCUCAACUGCGCGUUCGUGCAGCUGGUCCAAGGAAUCUCUUUACUUGGAGGCCACACGAUCUGCAAGGCAGCAAAUAUGGGGGAUGCACGUGCCAUUCUUCCUGAGAAUAUCGAAGAUCAUCGGUCGACACGGAUUCGACUUAUAACAAACUGUAACAGCUGUGAACAUGUGGAUCCUCUUGAGAGCGAAGAAUCAGUAUUCCUUACUUGCGG
This is a messenger RNA of Coccidioides immitis RS, 895 nucleotides long. RefSeq lists its product as uncharacterized. The annotation marks the transcript as partial. The record is from RefSeq and is a predicted model, not a curated record. Lineage: Eukaryota; Fungi; Ascomycota; Eurotiomycetes; Onygenales; Onygenaceae. The transcript has a single exon.